This is a messenger RNA of Cuscuta epithymum, 824 nucleotides long. Lineage: Eukaryota; Viridiplantae; Streptophyta; Magnoliopsida; Solanales; Convolvulaceae. The record is from the annotation of a GenBank genome assembly.
GUGCAGUACUCCGUAUCCUCUGGAAAGCUGGCUGAAGCAACGGUUCACCAACCCAAGGCCACACGACGGAGGUACAAGCACUUGCAGCGGAAAAGGGGCGUCCGACUGGUCGGGUUCCGGUGGGAGAUCUGCUACUCGAGCUUUGAGAGUACCCUCCCCGAGCUCCAAACCCCCGUUAAUGGCAGAGGUCAAAGAAACUCCCAGUCGGCGGGUCCUCGCGUCGCGUCGGCAGAACAGGAUGGCCGGUGGAGGACUGGAGGUUCGAGCCGCGGUUGACCAGGUGGUGUGACGACUCAGGCGGUGGUCGGUGAAACCAGAUGCUGGCCACGAGCGACUCCGUUGCAGGCGGCGUUUCACCAGAAGCCGGGAUCACCAAAUGGAGCGCUGCCGCGAGCUCCAUCCAGCGCGCGUACACUCGCCUAAGGUUUCAUGGCGGCGGGAAUGAUGACGGCGGUUCCGGCGGUUCCGGCAGCUCUGGCAGUUCCUUCCCAGAUCUGGAAUUUUCCAGAAUCAUUUUCUCAGAAAUUUUCUUCCUUCAGAAUCUUCUUCCUCCUAUUUUGCUUUCCAGAAUCCUUUUUCUUUGUUGGAAUCAGUCUACUCGUAUGAAUUUUUUGUAGAAACUCAAUAGAAACUCAAGAACAGUAGAAAUACAUGAAUCUUUUUGGACAGAUUCCCACAGACGGCGCCAGUGUUGAGUUUAAUCCAACACGAUAUAGUAAAUAUAUGUAUGAACACUCAGUUUUUACGUGGAAACCCGAAAGGAAGAAAACCACGGGACUUUUUAGGCUAAUGUCCAAGCCCUCUCUUUCUCAUUAGGACUCUCC